Rhopilema esculentum is the source of this 831-nucleotide messenger RNA. The record is from RefSeq and is a predicted model, not a curated record. NCBI's taxonomy places the organism in Eukaryota, Metazoa, Cnidaria, Scyphozoa, Rhizostomeae, Rhizostomatidae.
AUGGAUUCUAAUCAUCUGAAAAGGCGCCAAGUAGCCAUGUGUUUAUUGAUAACGCAGCUAUUAGAAGAUGACGAAUGUUCCAGCAAACGAGGGAAAACAAGGCAAUGGAUCAAAAGACGCGAGGAGAAGGGGUUUUAUAACUGUAUUUUACGAGAAUUAAGCAUUGAAGACAGUGUUUCUUUCAAAGAGAUGUUACGCAUGUCCCACGAAUGCUUGCUUCAAAUUUUGGGGGCAAUUGAAAAAGACAUCACACCAUGUCAAGUUUCAGGUGGAAAUACUGUUAUCAGUCCAAAAGCACGACUUGUCAUCACUCUUAGAUUUUUGGCUACUGCGGAGACUUUUCGUUCCAUGUCAUUUCAAUUCCGUGUUUCUAGGGCAGCAAUUUCCUACAUAGUGAAGGAUGUUUGCCAGGCAAUUAUAAAGAACAUGAGACCAUUGUUUCUUGCAUUACCUUCAUCUGCAGAAGACUGGGUAAAUAUUGCCCAUGCUUUUGAAGAAAAAUGGCAGUUUCCAAAUUGUGUAGGUGCCAUUGAUGGCAAACAUAUAGUCAUGCAGCCACCACCAGGAGCAGGUUCCAGGUAUUACAACUACAAAGGCACUCAUUCUAUAGUUUUGUUAGCUAUUGCUGGGCCAGACUAUGAAUGUAUUUAUGCAGACGUUGGCACUAAUGGGAGAAUUUCGGAUGGUGGUGUCUGGAACAAAUGUUCUCUGGCAAAAGCAAUUGAAGACAAGAAGAUUGAUUUUCCUGUUCCAAAAUAUCUCCCCCAUGGUGCAAAAAGAUACCAUAUGUGUUUGUUGGAGAUGAUGCGUUUGCCCUUAAAAGUUAUCUGA